Bactrocera oleae (olive fruit fly) is the source of this 553-nucleotide messenger RNA. The record is from RefSeq and is a predicted model, not a curated record. Lineage: Eukaryota; Metazoa; Arthropoda; Insecta; Diptera; Tephritidae.
AGUUUGGAAUGUUGAAUUUCACAUAUAAUAUUCUUAGUCUCAAGUAUGUGUCCAAAGAUGAUGAACGUGUUGACGGGUUUACUCGGUUUUUUUUUGUUAAUCACAGCUGCUGUCGAGGUCUCAGCCGAUGAAGCAAUCACAAUUUUUCUCGAUGGCGGCAAAGAGUUCAGCGCUAUAAAAACAGACGUGGACGCAAUUCGGAUUGCAGGGAAUGAAUUAAAUACAGACCUGUCAAAAAGAUUAAAUAGGCUCGAAAGCUCCAUUGAAAAGUUGACUGUACUCAUGCAGAGUUUGGCGAAGGAUGUUAUUUCAGCAUGGAAUAUUUAAAGAGUAGUCGUAAAUGUAGGAUCGCAAGUAUCGAUAAAAACCGGAAAUAUCAACUUUAACUAGAAAGAAUAUUGAUUUGUUCAUGGUGAUACUCAUUCAGUACUUGAAUUUCAAAGCUCUAUAUAUAUAUAUAUGAGAAAGAAGUGAAUUUUAUUCACAUGGCUUCAGUAUAAUGAUUAAAAAAAUUUAGUUAAUAAUAAAUUCUGCACUGCAACGUUUUAAUAAA